Messenger RNA from Felis catus (domestic cat), 2428 nucleotides. RefSeq names its product alcohol dehydrogenase iron containing 1 (gene ADHFE1). The record is from RefSeq and is a predicted model, not a curated record. Gene Ontology annotation, cellular component: mitochondrion. The transcript is spliced from 14 exons. NCBI's taxonomy places the organism in Eukaryota, Metazoa, Chordata, Mammalia, Carnivora, Felidae. Gene Ontology annotation, molecular function: metal ion binding; alcohol dehydrogenase (NAD+) activity. The coding region runs from base 51 to 1454 and encodes 467 amino acids.
GGGUGGAGGGGGUAGGAGGAGGGGCUGGCUACUGAGGAGACCCCACGGCCAUGGCUGCAGCCACUCGUGCCCGGGUCGCGCACUUGUUGAGGCAACUGCAGCGAGCAGCAUGCCAGUGCCCUACUCAUUCUCAUACUUACUCCCAAGCUCUUGGACUUGCACCUUCUGGGAAAACAACAGAUUAUGCCUUUGAGAUGGCCGUUUCAAAUAUUAGAUAUGGAGCAGGAGUUACAAAGGAAGUGGGAAUGGACCUACAAAAUAUGGGUGCUAAAAAUGUUUGUUUGAUGACAGACAAGAACCUCUCCCAGCUCCCUCCUGUACAAAUGGUUAUGGAUUCCCUAGUGAAGAAUGGCAUAAAUUUUAAGAUGUAUGAUAAUGUGAGAGUGGAACCAACUGAUAGAAGCUUCAUGGAAGCUAUUGAGUUUGCCAAAAAGGGAGUUUUUGAUGCCUACGUUGCUGUCGGUGGUGGCUCCACCAUGGACACCUGUAAAGCUGCUAAUCUGUAUGCAUCUAGCCCUCACUCUGAUUUCCUAGAUUAUGUCAAUGCCCCCAUUGGGAUGGGAAAGCCUGUGUCUGUGCCUCUUAAGCCUCUGAUUGCAGUCCCAACCACCUCAGGAACUGGGAGUGAAACUACAGGAGUUGCCAUCUUUGACUACGAACACUUGAAAGUAAAAACUGGCAUUGCUUCCAGAGCCAUCAAACCCACGCUGGGACUGAUUGAUCCUCUGCACACCCUGCACAUGCCUGACCGGGUGGUCGCCAACAGUGGCUUCGAUGUGCUUUGCCAUGCCCUGGAGUCCUACACUGCCCUUCCCUACCACAUGCGGAGCCCCUGCCCUUCAAAUCCCAUCACCCGGCCAGCAUACCAGGGCAGCAACCCAGUCAGUGAUAUUUGGGCUGUCCAUGCACUACGGAUCGUCGCUAAGUAUCUGAAGAGGGCUGUCAGAAAUCCUGAUGAUCUUGAAGCAAGGUCUAAUAUGCACUUGGCAAGUGCUUUUGCUGGCAUUGGCUUUGGAAAUGCUGGUGUUCAUCUGUGCCAUGGAAUGUCCUACCCAAUUUCAGGCUUAGUGAAGACAUACAAAGCAAAAGAUUAUAAUGUGGAUCACCCACUGGUGCCUCAUGGCCUUUCUGUGGUACUCACCUCCCCAGCAGUGUUCACUUUCACAGCACAGAUGUCUCCUGAACGGCACCUGGAAACGGCAGAAAUAUUGGGAGCUGACACCCGCACUGCCAGGAUCCCAGACGCUGGGCCUAUUUUGGCAGACACGCUCCGGAAAUUCUUAUUCGAUCUGGAUGUUGAUGAUGGCCUAGCUGCCAUUGGUUACUCCAAGGCUGAUAUCCCUGCGUUAGUGAAAGGAACGCUGCCCCAGGAAAGGGUCACCAAGCUUGCACCACGCCCUCAGUCAGAAGAGGACCUGUCUGCUCUGUUUGAAGCUUCAAUGAAACUGUAUUAAUUUUCAUUCUCACUGAAAGAAUUACCACUGGCCAUCACAGUCCUGACAACAGAAGCCAAACUAGCCAGAACUUUGUCUUUUUAUUUCCACACAUGACAUACCUGUUACCAAUCUGAAUGUGAUAAUAAGUUUAUCCUGCAGAAGAUUCCCUAUUGCUCAAAGUCAAAUACUUCUGUAAACAGUGGAAGAAUGCCCACUAUGUUGGACCUUGGGCUAGACAUCAGCAUUCGUGUUCCUGCCCCAAACCACACGGAUUUCAACUGCUCUAUUUAUAAAAUGGGCAAAAGCUCAGUAUCUAUCAAAAACAUAAAUGCACAUAUCCCGUGCCCAGUAAUCCCUAGUCUAGAAAUUGAGCCUAUAGAAAUAUGAGCACAAGUGUGUUAAGGAAGAUGGCAAGGAUGUUUCUGGCAGCACUCUAAUAAAAAAUCCGAAAGAACCUAAAUAUUCAUUAAUAGUAUACAGAUAAAUAAAUCAGAGUAUAUGAAGUAAUGGAAUAUUAUAGUGCUAUCAAUAAAAAUGAGAUAAACAUAUUGGAAAUAUGCCCAUGAUAUACUGUUAAGUUGGAAAAAAGCAGAACAAUUAAAUAUUUGCAUGGUCUGAUUUUCACUUUUUAAUUAUACAUAAGUAUUUGUCUAUAUAUAGGAAGAAGAAUGAUACACAUCAAAAUAACAAAAGUUAUCACUAGAGAAAUAGAAUUUGGGGUAUAGAAAAUUAAGAGAAAAUAUUCACCUUAUAUUUUAUACUUCCCCUUUUUAUUUUAUAAACAUCUGUAUUGUUUGGAUUUGUUAUAAGCACAUAUUUUCUCAUUUUAAAAGGACCAGAGAAAAGAGAGAAAUACCAUUUUAUUGUUUUAGGUCAGAUUCAUCUUAACUUAUGAAAAUACUAGUAACUAAUACUUAAAGAUUAAAGCAGAUCCAAAGAGGUAAAAUAUGAGAGACUGAUCCUGUAGUAAAUAAACAACGUUUUGUUUUGUU